AUGGAAAUAAGGGUCAUUGUGGACGGGGUCGAACGGAGUGUUUCUGGAAUAACGGACAGCACAACAUGCGCCCAAAUUAUUUAUGCCCUUGCUCAUGCUACGGGACAAAAGGGUCGCUUCGUUUUAAUUGAAAAAUUUCGAGAUACGGAAAGAAGUCUGGCACCAUUGGAUCGACCACUUGAAAUGUUACGGAAAUGGGGUAUUCACUCACGUUACGUGAGGUUUCUGCUGAAACAUCUAGAUGAGGGUCCAUCAUCCGUUGUCAGUGAAACUUAUCUUGUUGAUACUGAUGACCGAUUGGAAUAUUCACACCUGGAAGAAUCACCUUUCACUUCAAUGGAUACUCCUGCAUCGCAUAGCACACAUACCUGCGGUAUUGAUUCUGAAGAAAAUCGAGGAGUGUUAUUAUGGAUUGCAGAACAGUUGUGUCGUCCAGUUCUCCAAAAAGGCAGCAGCUCUCAAAUAUUCACCAACGAACGAAUAAGGAAUCGACCACCUCCACCAGCCUACCAUGAAGUAAUUGAACAACGUUUCACUUCCUUAUCCAGACAGAACACGCUAUUUUCAUCAUUAAUACCAUUACAAUCAGCGGAUACUUCCAUCGAUGACCAGUGGCGCCUUACCGAUUGUGUAACAUCCCAGCCAAUCAAUCUUGAUAGCAGUGAUGCUUUGACAAGAAAAUUGAGCGCUAAUGCUUUAGAGGGAAUAAUUCAAAACCAGAAACAAGUUAUCGAGCAACAGAAAGCUUAUUUAGCUAGAUUGGAUCUUGCCAUCGACAAUGACCAACAACGCGAAGUUAUCCAGUUGAGAAGACAACAGGAAAACUUAAGAGCCGUACUGAAUCCGUUACGGGAAUGUGAUUGGCCAAAUCGCUUACAGCAUGAACAUAAUGAAUUGCAAAAAAUUACUGCAUCCAUUAGCGAAUUUAAGCAGAAAUUGGAUGCCAUCACAAAUGAAGUUAAGUUGCGAACCGAUGAAGAGCAUAAAUUAAAAUGCAGUAUACUGGCGAUGGAGGAGGAACUCAAACAGCUGGAGGAUGAUGUUGAUAUUGCGAUACUGUCCGAGAACAACUACUAA
Acanthocheilonema viteae is the source of this 1077-nucleotide messenger RNA. NCBI's taxonomy places the organism in Eukaryota, Metazoa, Nematoda, Chromadorea, Rhabditida, Onchocercidae. The record is from the annotation of a GenBank genome assembly.